AUGGCCGUCGCCUCGACGCCGCUCGUCGCGGCACCAUCGUGCCCGGCCUGGGCGAAGCAUCGUCGCGGGCGCCAGCCGCAGUUCGACGGCAAGCCGUGCGAGCCUGCCGAGGAGGAGGACAUGUGGCUGUGCCUGGCCGACGGCCGCGCGCGCAGCACCGCCGACCUGAAGCGCCUGGCGACAGCCGCUCGGGUGCGAGCGAAACGAGCAAGAGAUGCAGCCGCCGCGAACACGCGCGAUCGGCAGGCGCGCGACCAGCGCCGCCGGCAGCGUGAGCAGCACGACCGGCGCGCAGCGCCGGCGGUCGCCAAGACCGUGCGCCCACAACGCGGCCAGUGCGGCUGCCCGGCGCACGCGGUGUGCGGCAUGUGCGUCGACCAGGGCAAGCUCGCCGCGGCCGAGCAGGCGGCCAUCGACCUGGAGACGCGCUUCCACGCCUCGACGAACGUCGUCAUGGACCUGGAGCGGCCCGAGGACGAGACGGCGGCGCUGCUGCAGCGCUGCGCGGGCUACGCCGACGGGGAGGGCGUCUGGGAUGCCGCGCGCGCGGCGUACUUUGCGGGCGAGCUUGCCAAGCGAAGCGCAAAGGACGGACGCAAACGGCGCCGUGGCGCCGGCGCCGCGAGCGCAAGAAAGAAGCAGGCCGCACCCACAGCCCGGUCGCCCGCCGACGCGAGUGACGGAGAGGGUGACGAGCAGAUGCGCGACGCAUCAGACGCGCAGGAUGACGGUGCAAGCAUGUCCGAGGGUGAGUAA
Messenger RNA from Emiliania huxleyi CCMP1516, 756 nucleotides. RefSeq lists its product as hypothetical. The record is from RefSeq and is a predicted model, not a curated record. Bases 1 to 756 code for a protein of 251 amino acids. NCBI's taxonomy places the organism in Eukaryota, Haptophyta, Isochrysidales, Noelaerhabdaceae. The transcript is spliced from 2 exons.